Molecule: messenger RNA, 930 nt
Organism: Rodentolepis nana
Lineage: Eukaryota; Metazoa; Platyhelminthes; Cestoda; Cyclophyllidea; Hymenolepididae
Source: the annotation of a GenBank genome assembly
AUGGAGGCUUUCGUCGAUAUGUUAAUUGAGAUGGGCUAUGAAAAGGGAUACGCCGAGCAGGCGGUGAAAGAAACAAACAGUAGGAGCAUAGAGGCGGCUUUGGAUUGGAUAGCUGAAAAUCCUAAUGAACCUGGGCCGUCCCAAUCAAUUGAAGGAUCAUCAAAUCUAGUUGCCCGCUCAUAUGUCUGCGAAGAAUGUGGAAAGAAGCUAAGAAAUGAUGAUGAGAUGCAGUUUCACAGUGCAAAAUCUGGUCACUGUAAUUUCAGUGAAUCUUCUGAGGAAGUCAAAGCAUUGACAGAGGAAGAGAAAAAGGCAAAAAUGGAAGCUUUAAGAGUAGCUUUAGAGGAGAAAAAGAAAAAACGUUUUGAAGGGGAGAAACAGAGGGAAAUUGACGAUGAAAAGCGGCGUCGUAACCAAGGCAAAACGCUCUUAACUGCUAAGCAAGAAUUCAAACAGAAAAUGGAAAGAUUGGAAGCUGAAGAUAGGAAGAGGCAGAAGGCUGAAGAUAAAGCUUACAGAGCACAAUUGCUUGCUGAAAUUGAAAAGGAUAAGGCUGAGAGGCAAAAUAGAAAAAAUGGUUGCGCUCCCGAGAAAACUACAAUUUCAUCUCCUCCCACGAAGUCAAGCUUACCUUCUACUGUCUCUUCAGACGAAUGUCGUCUUCAGAUUCGAACUCCAUAUGGAGCGCCUCUAAAAUCCACUUUUAAGUCUACCAAUAAAUUGGUUGAUGUUCUUCAAUAUGUCUGCAAUAACUGGCCCGAUGAACCUAACGGCAUUACGCGAUCAGUGAUUGAUUCAGAAGGAGUAACUUUGCAGACUACCUUCCCGACCAGAAAAUUUACCGACGAGGAUCAGUCAUCUACGCUUCAGGAACUCGGACUCUGUCCCUCUGCUGUUAUUAUGGCGAAUCGGCUGAUGAAGUACUACUAG